Molecule: messenger RNA, 345 nt
Organism: Closterium sp. NIES-65
Lineage: Eukaryota; Viridiplantae; Streptophyta; Zygnematophyceae; Desmidiales; Closteriaceae
Source: the annotation of a GenBank genome assembly
AUGCUGAGGGCCGUGCCGUUGACUUUGAGGGCGCUGGAGGGGCUGGAGGGGGCGGUGGAGGUGGUGGUGGAGGCAGUGGAGGGAGUGGGGGUGGUGGUGGGAGUGGUGUCGAGGGUGGCGGCGGCGGCGGCAGCACUGGAGGCGGCGGAGGCGGUGGAGGUGGCGGAGGGAGCGGAGGCGGCGGAGGCAGUGGAGGAGGCGGAGGUAGAGGAGGCGGCGGAGGCAGUGGCCGCGGCGGUGGCGGAGGCGGCGGUGGCGGAGGCGGCGGUGGUGGAGCGGGUCGCUACUGUGCGCAGAGGAGUGGCGCCGGUGGUGGUUAGCGCCAGCAGGAGCGGAGUGGUGUGA